Molecule: messenger RNA, 324 nt
Organism: Lactuca virosa
Lineage: Eukaryota; Viridiplantae; Streptophyta; Magnoliopsida; Asterales; Asteraceae
Source: the annotation of a GenBank genome assembly
AUGGGAUGGGAAACUCUGAGAGAUCUAAUGAUUGAAGAGUACUGCCCAAGGGGUGAUAUCCAAAAGCUGGAGGAGGAACUGUGGAGCCUAACCAUGAAGGGCUCCGACGUAGUCUCUUAUACCGCCAGGUUCUGUGAACUGGUGGCCCUCUGUCCCAACAUGGAUCAUACUGAGGGAAAGAAAAUCGAGAGAUAUAUAUGGGGGCUGAUGCCACCGUACCAGGGAAAUGUUUUGGCAUCACACCCCACUACAUUUGAUAGUGCUAAGCGAUUGGCACAGCGGCUCAUAGACCAUGGGGUUCGUGAUGGGUUUUGCGCAUUCUAA